CUCGGGGUGGGGCCGGGGACGCCGGAAGCGUCGUGCGGCUGUACGCUCCGAGCCGCGCGUCGUGCGACCAUGGCGGUUCAGGCGAAGCGCCGGCGGGUGACCAGGCCUGUGGGCAGCGGCAGCGACGACAACGACCUGGACCCGAACCCGGACCCGGUGGCCAGCUUCCUGAGCUGGUGCCGGCGCGUGGGGCUGGACCUGAGUCCUAAAGUGGCGGUGAGCCGGCAGGGCACCGUGGCCGGCUACGGCAUGGUGGCCCGGGAGAGCAUACAGCCGGGGGAACUGCUGUUCGCGGUGCCGCGGGCCGCGCUCCUGUCGCAGUACACCUGCUCGAUCAGCGGCCUGCUGGAGCGAGAGCGAGGCGCACUUCAGAGCCAGUCGGGCUGGGUGCCACUGCUGCUGGCGCUGCUCCACGAGCUGCAGGCCCCGGCCUCACCCUGGAGUCCCUACUUCGCGCUCUGGCCUGAUUUGGGCCGCUUGGAGCACCCCAUGUUCUGGCCCGAGGAGGAGCGCCGGCGGUUGCUGCAAGGCACAGGGGUACCCGAGGCGGUGGAGAAGGAUUUGGCUAACAUCCGCAGCGAGUACUACUCCGUCGUUCUGCCCUUCAUGGAAGCCCACCCUGACCUGUUCAGCCCCAGGGUUCGCUCCCUGGAGCUCUACCACCAGCUUGUGGCCCUCGUGAUGGCCUACAGCUUUCAGGAACCACUGGAGGAUGAUGAUGAUGAAAAGGAGCCAAAUCCUCCUUUGAUGGUGCCUGCUGCAGACAUCCUAAACCACUUAGCUAAUCACAAUGCCAAUCUAGAAUACUCCCCGAAUUGUCUUCGGAUGGUGGCUACUCAACCCAUUCCUACAGGCCAUGAAAUUUUCAACACUUACGGGAAAAUGGCUAAUUGGCAGCUGAUUCAUAUGUACGGUUUUGUUGAACCAUACCCUGACAACACAGAUGACACAGCUGACAUUCAGAUGGUGACAGUUCGUGAGGCAGCUUUACAGGGAGCAAAAGGGGAAGCUGCAAGGCUUCUGCUGCAGGAGCGCUGGGAUUACUUAUGCAGCCUGGAGAUGGUAGGGGAGGAGGGAGCCUUUGUGAUUGGGCGGGAAGAGGUGCUGACCGAAGAGGAACUGACUACCACACUGAAGGUGCUGUGCAUGCCUGCUGAGGAGUUCAGAGAGGUUCAAGACCAGGACGGAUGGGGAGAUGAGGAAAGGGAAGAGGACAGCCUGACAAUCACAAAUAUCCCCAAGCUCAAAGAAUCCUGGAGGCAGCUGCUACGGGACAGUGUUCUGUUGACCCUGCAGACCUACGCCACAGACUUAAAAACUGAGCAAGAUUUGCUCAGUAAUGAGGAGGUGUACACCAAACUCAGCUGGAGGGAACGACAGGCCUUACAGGUUCGCUACGGCCAGAAGAUGAUCUUACACCAGUUGCUGGAACUGACAAGUUAAGCUAAAUUCCCUGUGCCUGGAACAUCCAUCCAUGAGACAUCCAUGAGGAGAACUUGAUUCUAAUCUGAUAUUCACUGAUGCUCAAAAAGGAGGACAUUCUGGAUCUUUAGAUUUGCUUCUUUCUUAUUAAAUACCAGAAGAAAAAGGAACAAAAGUGUCUAAGAUGAACUCUGAGGUAAGGGGACACGUUUAAGGGUUGGGGACAGCAGACUUGGGGAUUGCUGAUUGUCACCAAAACUAAUACCUGCUUUUUAAAUUAUUACCAUUGUUGUCAUUUAAAAACACUUAUUUUUUAAAAUCAAUAUUUUAUAGUUGUUUUGUUUUCAGUUUGCACCAAGGUCAGCAGCAGUGUGACUCGGACUGUAAAAGGUCUUAUUGUCAUCUAGUGUUUGAUAGCAUGGACUUUGAAAGGAGACCUGGCGCUUUACUUUCUUUAAAACAAACUUUGUUUCCCUCCUGUUAGAGGAUGGAGUAAGUAAGCCAUGCCACUGGCACUUAGGGCAUCUGUUCUGACCCCUCAGCAGUCUGAAGUCUGCUCUAGGGGGCACCCCUCUCCUGCAGGGAAGGAAGCGCACGACACCAGUGACAUUAAAGCCUCACUUCAUGUGAUACAUUCUGUUUAACCCUGGACAUUUGUCCUCUCUGGCUAUAAACCUUGACAGCCAUUAAAGGUGUGAAGUAUAUUGUAAGUGAGAUAAGCUUUAAAUAUAUACCUAUUCCUUUCUUUUAAAAAUAGAGGGCAUUUUGUAAAACUGUUAGAGCAGGUUUCUAUGGUUAAUUUUCUGCUGUUGAAAAGAAACAGGAAAACACUACAUAAAAAAAAAAAAAAAAAAAGAAAUCACUUGUUUGAACAUGCCAGAUGUCCAAUAGUGGGAAAGAGCUACCAUUCAGCAAGAAGCUGGUGGUUCCCAAAGACCUCGGGCUUUGCAGGGGUGGGCUGUCCACUUUCCUCCUCACCUCCAGCACUGGCUGCUGCUACUGAGAAAAGGCACAGUGGACUCACGUGUGUGUCAUGACUUUAAUGUUGCAUUGACUACAGUAUGCAUACACAUACAAGAAGGAGGGGAGCUAAAGCCCAGGAACUAAAAAGGCUACAAAAUACAACACGGACCAAUACAUUUACAAAACACUCAAAAUCCUUACAAAAGGGACUGACAGUAUUGGUCCUUUUGACUUUUUGUUGGUAUUCAUUCAACUUAGCCUGGGAUAAAAGGGGAGGGUAGUUCAUACUAUUGGUUCCCUUUCCUCAGUUUACAGUUAACAGGAGAGGUGGGGGAGCUUUAGGCCUGCUCUGGUUUCCCUUUAUAAAAAGGGGAUGCUCUCCAGCAGAAAAUGAGAACAUGGUGCUUUCCAGCAGUUAGCUUUAAAUUUGGAGAAGGGACAAAGCAAAA
This is a messenger RNA of Phyllostomus discolor (pale spear-nosed bat), 2834 nucleotides long. RefSeq names its product SET domain containing 6, protein lysine methyltransferase (gene SETD6). Gene Ontology annotation, cellular component: nucleus. Gene Ontology annotation, biological process: peptidyl-lysine monomethylation. Bases 70 to 1443 code for a protein of 457 amino acids. NCBI's taxonomy places the organism in Eukaryota, Metazoa, Chordata, Mammalia, Chiroptera, Phyllostomidae. Gene Ontology annotation, molecular function: protein-lysine N-methyltransferase activity; protein binding. The record is from RefSeq and is a predicted model, not a curated record. The transcript has 9 exons.